AAGUCAGUACUUGCCAAUUAACUGAUUACUCAUUGAAGUCUGAUUACGUUGAAAUCUGCAAGAUGUGAGGGAAAAAUGGGUGGAUGUUAACAGGCUGAUUAUAGGUAGACCAGUCAUGAUGCUUCAUGGAAUUAAAUAUACUAAUCAGAUUCUGAGCUUAGCAGACAGAAAUAGAAAAAGAAGUGGAACAAGGCUGUGAACAUUGCUCCCUCUUUUAUCUUUAAUUUUAAUUAGGUAAUCUGAUUGAUUAAGGCUUUUCAGAUGGAGCUGGCGUUUUGUAGCUGCUGGAUAAUUUAGUUGUUAUUUUAUUAUCUGCUUUAUGUGUAAAGAGUUAAAUAAGUGAUAGUCCUUCAUUGCUUCAUUGAUUUGAAGGAUAUGUAUAUACUGUAUAUCAUUGCUGACUGGGUUUGAUGGUACUUAUGGGGGUAAGUCUAGAGAAAAAAAAUUGAACUUGUUAUCCUAUUAAGCCUUAGUAAGACAGCCAGCCCAUCCUUCAUGAGCUUAGAAAAGCAGACUGUUCACAGUCCGUAACAGCAAACAUCUGAGGAAAAUGAAUAUUGGAUUAUAUUCAAUGAAAACUAGAACACAGAUGCCCUUGGUUCUUAGAAAUGAGUAGAAAGAAAAGAAAAAGCUGCAAGAGCAGAAAGAGCUCAGAUUCCAGAGAAUAUGCACAGUUGUCACCCAUUUGUAAAUGCCAGCAAAGUGUAGGAAGCCUUGAAAAUAAAGCACAUGAGGCUCUGUCUCACUUCACAGAGCCACUGGAUGUACAGGGUGCUGAAGAAGAUGGAAAAGAUCAUGAAAACAAGAAUCAGAGUAGCUCAGAUGCUUCUGAAGAUAGAGACCUUGAUAAUGUAUCAGACAUUGAAAAAGAAGGGAAGAAGGAAAAAAACUGCACUCCUAAAAUGAUCUCACCUCAGCAAGAUGAAAUGCUAGCUACAGUAACUUUUCGUGAGUUAGAGGGGUCAUCCAAAGGAAAAAUUACACUGUGGGGCAAGCCAGAUUCUUCAGACUCAUUUAGCUUGGCCACUGGAAAAAUUUCUGCAGAAGUAAAAUAUGGCUCUUUUAAUAUUGAAAUAGAAAUUAAGAAUAUUUCUUUGUUUGAUUCUGAAACAAAAGUUGGAGAUCAACAAAGGAAGAGUUCAAAGAAAAACAAACGUCAUGAAAGACAAUGCCAGAAAAGUCAGUGUUCAAAAUGUUCAAAGUACGAAUGCCCUUUAACUGAACAUUCAGCAGAACACAGGGGUAAAUAUAAGGGAUCCUCUCUGCAUAAAAUUCAAAGUGCCAUCAAUGAAAGUCCCUCCAUGGAAAUGAACAUUGAAACUAAACACAUUCAGGUGGAAUAUACCAGCAGAAAUAAAAAUCUGAAGGUUAACAUCAAAGCUGGUGAGCAGGCACAGAGCAAACCACUCAACAGGGAACACGAAGAUACAUACUGGAGUGAAACAGAUUAUUCUGUUACAGAGGCACUGGGUAACACAGACUGUGAGUCAUUGCUUAGCUUUCAUGAAAAAGCAGAUUAUACAUUUCCAGAUGGAUAUACACUUCUUCCUCCACCUAAAGAAUUUGCUGACUGUGACAAAAUGCACCUAGAUACAAUUGCAGAAGGCAUAUCUUCAUACUCUGUUAAUGGCAGAAAGGAAUCUGACAGUCUCACUACAGCCUUGAGUAUUUGGGGGGAAGAAAAUUAUUUCUGUAAACUUAACACAGAGGACUAUGAAGACCAUACCAAUGAAAAGGAAGAUUUUUCUAAGGAUAAAAUACUUUUCUCAAAAAUAAAUAAUACUAAUUGUCUCGUAGCUAUUAAUACCUUGCAUAAUCCAAACAAUGGGAAAGAAUGCGUUAAUAAGAGCAAUGUAUUACAUCAAGAAAGAAAUAACUGUGACAAACACAGAGAUAGAGGACCCAAAACAGCAAGAAGAAAGUCUUUCCCAGAUACUACCCUGGAGGUACCAUCACCAGUUCACCCUAGAAGGGAUUCUGGCUUUUACUCACUGCCGUCCUUAAAUGUAUUGCUUAAGGAGACCAAAGCAGAUGUCCGUAACAGGAACUCACAUAUUCCUACGAAAUAUAAGGAACUUUUUAAGUGUCCUGACUUGACCUCCUCUCUGACAGAGCUUUGCAAGUAUCCUGACUUGACCUCCUCACUGAGAAAUUUGAGAAGUCUUAAGUCUUCAUAUCAGUAUGCUUUGACAUCAUUUGAUCGUAAUAUUACCAUUUAUCCAUCUGAGCCUGAAGAAGGUGUCUGUCUAGAUGGCACUUGUUUGCUGAAAGACUGUGCAGACUGUGUGGGGCAAGAUGAAGAAACAGAAGAAACAUUAAUGGAGAGUCUUCAUUCCAGAGGUACUACACCUGACAAAAGAGAAAAUGACCAUGAAGAGCCUCUGGGAAACCUAUCCAUGUGGGAAGAAGACUCGGAGUCUACUGAAGCUUUAGAUAAAGAGAAAUCAGAUUACAGCUCUGUAGAAAAGCAUGUUGAAUGGCAAAACAAAGCUCACCUGAUACAAGCCUCUCCACUUUCUACAAGCCCUUCGGGUGAAUUCAUUAAUGAUAAAGGAAGUACUAAUUAUGCAUCUACAGAAAGCAUCCCAAUACAAUGUUCAGUUUUACCAUUAAAUGUUCACCCACCUUAUGCACAGUCUGAGAUAACAAAUAAAAGGAGAGACUCAGUACUGACUGACCCUCCAGUUAUAACCGGAGAAGUAGAAGGAAGGCUUGUCCAAGGCAACACUACAUUGACACCUGAAUAUUUUGGCACUGCAGUGAGGAAAGAACCUAACCUUACCUGCAGUAUACAAGAAAAAUCCUUGCUGUCAUCCUUGUUAGAUCACAAAGAGAAAAACAUGAAUAAAGCAUUGGAAAGCCUUUCUGAGGUACAGUACGUAUCUGGAGAUGUCCUUGUUGAAUCUGAUUGCUGUAAUAAUUCAGCACAGAUCUUCGUAUUAUCUACCUCUUCAGUAUGCACAGAAAAUAAAGAGAAUUUUACAGAACAUUUAAACAUUAAGCAAAGAUUGGAGGACUUUUGCAGUAAACAGUCAACUGACAAUAGUUUAAGGAGAGAGCCUGGAGUAAAUCAACUACCUCUGUUAGUCAAGUCCAACUCUGAAGAAAUUGAAUCAAAUUUUGAAAUGAAAGAAGAUUAUUAUGAGACUGCAGAUAUGUCAUCAUCAGUAAGACAUAUUAGUCAGAAAGACUUGAAAUCAGAAAUGAAUAAAACAAGAAAAUUGCCUUUGAAGAAAGACGCCAGAGCAAGUGACAGUUCCCAGGAAGAUGCAAUAGAUCAGUGGGCCAGAAGACGGAAACAGUUCAAAGACAGUAAAAAGUGCAGUUCAACUGGAGGAAGCUCCAUAAACAGCACAAUCACUGAGGGAUCAAUAAAUUCAGAGGAUGCUCGAUCAGUAGAUCUGGGACUAUAUUCUGAAAAUGAGGACAGAGGUUUUUAUACAGAAAAUUUUCAUUCUGCUUCCUGGGUUUUCAGAGGAGAUGAUGUCUCUCCAGAUAACAGUCCUAGAUGUCUCAGCAAAAGACCUAGACCAGUGGCAAUUCGAGAAAGAACAGUGAAGAUUGCAAAAGGAACUGGCAAUUACCCUUGGGGUUUCAGGAUCCAGUUCUCAAAGCCUAUCCUUGUGACUGAAGUCGACACAAAUAGUGCAGCUGAAGAAGCAGGGCUUCAAGUUGGGGAUAUUCUGAUAGCAGUAAAUGGAACUGAUGUCACCAGCAUGCCACAUUCAGAAGCUGCAAAUCUGGCAAGGAAAGGUCCUGAUAUCCUGACAAUGAUAGUGGGAUCAGACAUCAGCCGUUACCCCAACACCCCCAAACCUACCUGCCGAGGAUAUCUGCACAAACGAACACAAUCAGCAAUACUGAAGGGCUGGAGAAAGAGGUGGUUUGUGCUGAAACAUAAUGGUUACCUACACUAUUACAAACACAAGAAGGAUGAAGGGAAGUGCAGACCCCUAGAAGUAACAAAGCUGGAAGGAGCAGAAAUUGGUGUCGACACAAGUCUGGGUAAACCAUUUGUUUUUAAAUGUAUACCUCAAGCUGGAAACAGGAUUUUCUACUUCUGUGCAACUUCCAAUCAAGAAAUGAAGAGGUGGCUGGAGGCUAUGGAUAAAGCAGUGCAUCCCAUCCAUCAGAACCAUGUGUGGGUAGAUGUCACACUACAUAACACUACACUCCCACCAUUGGCUAUCAAGAACCCCGAGUGCCUGGGGCUUCUCCACCAGCUGGACAGGAGCAAAGAUGUCUGGAUUCAGCACUACUGCAUUCUGAAGGAUGGUUGUUUGUACUUUUAUGCCACUCUCCGGUCUACACCUGCCCAAGGUGGCCUUUACCUGCAGGGCUACAUUGUGAGUGAGCAGUCCCUGGGCUCCAAGAGAUCUGUCAUUGAACUCAAACCUCCAUCCGAAGAAUUUAAAACUUUUUACUUAUGUGCAGAGAAUGUAAAUGAAAACAAAAGGUGGAUUACAGCUUUGAAAGCUUCAAUUAAUAAAUGGUUACCCCUACACCAGGCAAUCCAAGAUUUCAUGAACAGACCACUGGAGGAGACAAGGAUGUGAGAAGAAAGCUCAAGUUUUCCCCUGUUUCUGUUCUGCAUUUAAGAUUCCAUACUAUAUCUUUUGAGUCAUCUCAAGAGAUAUUCUAGCAGCAGUUAAUCUUUAGCAUUGCUAUACAUUCAGAACUUUUGGAAGCAUUAAAAAAUACAUGCAAAGAAAUGUUGCCUCCUUUGUCACUGUAUUUUGUGUUUCUACUUCAACUCAGACCACACAUAGAGUCUACUUUACAACUGUGAUGUGACUCACAUUCCACAUACAUUUUGUACUCCCUACUGGGUUUUUUUUGGUGGUUUGUUGGUUUU
Molecule: messenger RNA, 4855 nt
Organism: Zonotrichia albicollis (white-throated sparrow)
Lineage: Eukaryota; Metazoa; Chordata; Aves; Passeriformes; Passerellidae
Molecular function (GO): protein binding
Source: RefSeq, a predicted model, not a curated record